CGCCGGGAUCGGCCCCGCCAUGGCGAAGGAGCGCGGCAAGAAGGCGCUGCUCGCGCUGCUCCAGAAGGAGGGCAACGAGGUGUGCGCCGACUGCGACGCCCCCGAUCCAGACUGGGCGUCCCAUACUUUAGGAGUGUUUCUUUGCCUAACUUGUUCUGGGAGCCAUCGCAACAUCCCGCACAUCAGCAAAGUGAAAUCAGUCCUUUUGGAUGAGUGGGACGCCACGCAAGUCGAGUUUAUGGCUUCCAUGGGAAACAGUGCCGCGAAAGCAAAGUACGAAUCGAAAAUUCCGCCAUUUUAUUACAAGCCAACUUUUUCCGAUUGCCAGCUGCUACGAGAACAAUGGAUCAGAGCCAAAUAUGAAAGGGAAGAAUUCAUUUACAUCGAGAAGCAAGAGCCUUACUCUGCAGGGUACCGGGAAGGAUACCUGUGGAAGAGAGGUCGGGACAACGGGCAGUUCCUGAGCAGGAAGUUCGUCCUUUCGGAACGCGAAGGCGCCCUGAAGUAUUUCAACAAGAAUGAUGCAAAAGAGCCCAAAGCGAUCAUGAAGAUAGAGCACCUGAACGCCACCUUCCAGCCCGCAAAAAUAGGCAACCCGCACGGACUGCAGAUCACGUACCUGAAAGACAACAGCACAAGGAACAUCUUCGUGUACCAUGAAGAUGGCAAGGAAAUGGUGGAUUGGUUCAACGCUUUCCGUGCCGCCCGGUUUCAUUACUUACAAGUGGCAUUCCCAGGAGCGAGUGACAUUGAUCUGGUGCCAAAGCUUUCUAGGAACUACCUGAAGGAAGGUUACAUGGAAAAAACGGGGCCAAAGCAAACAGAAGGCUUCAAGAAGCGUUGGUUCACAAUGGAUGACAGAAGGCUAAUGUAUUUUAAAGAUCCUCUGGAUGCAUUUGCCAGAGGGGAAGUUUUCAUUGGGAGCAAAGAGAACAGCUACAAGGUCUUGGAAGGACUCCCACCUGCUACCCAGGGCCAUCACUGGCAGUACGGGAUAACCAUCGUGACCCCAGACCGAAAAUUCCUUUUCGCCUGCGAGACAGAAAGCGACCAGCAGGAGUGGAUCUCGGCGUUUCAGAAAGUGAUAAGCCGGCCGAUGCUGCCGCAGGAAUAUGCAGCAGGAUGCCUUUCGAAGCAAUCCAAAGGUUUUUAAUGGAAGACUCUGCCCUAUAUUAAUCAACAAAAGGAUGCAACAAUAGAUUUUGUUUUCUAUCUUUGGUUUUGUCCCCGCUGCUCCGCCUGGCCACCCCAAGUGGAAGCCCAUUUCAAGCAUAAACCGUAGCGGCCUCACGAUGGACAGAACCAAGAAGUGAAACUGUUUACAACACACAGUGACGUUGUUUGGACUUCGCAAUGCUAACGAUGACGAAAAUAUUAAGCGAAUCACACUGGACGAGAUGGGAGGUGCUAAUUACUGCAGCUACGCCGGGGCUGAUGGUUUCCUGAGCCAAAGGGGAUCACUUUUUUCUUUUAAAAAGUGCUUUCUAAACCAGAGGUGAUGCGGUUCUUACUUCCUGAGCUGGCUGAGGCACUUCCCUUUGAAACAGGGAGCUGGUGCAUGGACCUGGCAUGCCCACUGGAAGAGGUAAGGGAUUCUCCUGGAGGCCUGGCACAUGGAGCAGAAUAUAGGGAUGAUUCUUCACGCGAUGCUCUUCUCUCCCUCCUCUCUGUAGACUUGGCUCUUGCCCAACUUGUAAAGACAACACACCCUCGUCCAGAGCACUUUCCAUUAACUUCUUCAGUUCUUAACUUCAACCAAGAUUGAAAUUCCAGUGGAUGGCAGCCCUUAUACUGAACCCCCUCAAAAACCCCACCAGUGAAAAACAAUGCUAAUUAUUUAAGAUUGGAUUCCACAGUCUGUGCUUAUGUGACCGGAAAGAAAUGGUCUGUUGCCAAAAUUGUGUUUUGCAUGAUGCUGAAAUUUUGUCCGAGCGGAAGACAAAACUAUCACUGAACACAGGUGUUUUAUUAGCCACUGAUGCUAUUUUUUGCUGUUUUGGAGGGGGUUAUUUGUCCCAUAUUGCUCUGUGAUGCUUCAGGAGUUUAGGUGCGUGAAUAAGAAGAUGAGCUUCGUCAUGAAUUCGGGCUUCAGGCACCGGUCCAAGCCAGUAUCUUCUAAGCCAUGUAUGGCUGUGCAGUCUGGUGUCUUUCUGGGCUAAGGCAGGUUGGAAUGUCUUAGUGCUGACUUCAAAACCAUCUCAGUUCUGGUGUACCAGUUGCAAAGAGCAUUGGACACAAAGAGGGGUGAAAUAUGGGGCGAGCCCUACCAGUGGUGGAGACGGCACUUGCCGGUACACAGUGUGCCUUUGCCCUGAUCGUGAGCUUUACAAGGCUGUUCAUCUGCCGCAUCUGCUUUUGGUUUCAUCCCGGAGCUGAGGCCUGACUGCCACACCUGGAGUUUCCUCCUUUUCUGCUGUGUAGCCUCUAGGUGGCACCAUGGUCUAGUGGACCAGCACAAAUGCACAAGAGGAAGUCGCACUUUCAUCCGUACACGCUGCAUUUUCUGAAAAGCAUCCUCGGCAAGAAUGCUGGCUGGACACGGAAGUAAAACUGGAGGGUCGUAAGGUCACAUCUAAAGAACCAGGAGUAGGGAAUGACGAGUGCAUGAUAAAUGCCUCAUGCAGAAAAGCCCUAUUGCAUGAUGAUUUCAGAUCAGGUGUCAUGAAGCCAAAUCAGAGUGAGGGCUGUCAUCCCUGCCCUUGCUCUGAACUGUGGUGAGGGUUGGUUUGUUUGUGUUAAAUUAAAAGAAAUGGCUUCCACUAGCAUUCAGGGCUUCCAUCAGUACAAAUGACUCCUCACAAGGCAAGGGUUGGCCGUCAUGUAAAAAGCGCAGGGGUGGGGGGGGGGCAGAGUUUCAUGAGCCCUUUUACACCUUCUGUCCCUUAGCUCCUGCUGGGCUGUGUUAGCCUCCCCAGCUUGAAUGCAGCCCAUCAGCUGCCUAAGAUGGCCCACGAGAGGCUUUGCAAAACCCAGUUCUGCUGCCUUCUUGUGACUCUCAGACUUGGAGACGUUGAGAAACUGAUUGGCCAAACAAUAUGGCUGCGUUUUGUUUUAUUUUUACAAGAAAGGCCAGGCUGGACUGACCUGGCUGAAUGGGUUGUACACUGUUUAGAACGUCCCUUGAGGAAGUCUUUAGGGGAAAAAAUUAAGCAAAGCAUGCAUGGGAUUGAUGCUUCCAGCUUUUGCAUUGGACUUGGUAAAAUGUAAAUCUGCUUCACUCCGGCUGAGUCACUUCCCUGUACAUUGCAAUUGCCAGUUGACUAGAUUAGCACAGAAGUAAUCGCUCCACAGAAGUGAAGGGGAAAUGGAUGCAAAGAUAGCUUCUCUGAGAACAUCUGCAGGCAGAAGGUUCUUUCCAAGGUUCCUCUUCGACUGCUAGAAAGUUAGAUGGGAGCUGACCCUAUCACAUCAUUCUGAGAAAACAGUGGGGAAAUGAGUCAUUCAAUCGGACACGGAAAGGGGAAUAAUUUCAAGUCUGUCUUUAAGAAACGGACGGACCUGCCUCCCUGUCCUCUUGAACCAAAGCGCAUGUGGCCAGGCUUAAACCAAUUCUGUGUUAGCAAAAGUUUUCCAUCUCUCACCCUGAUCUGUCUGCGGAGCAAAGUCACUCAGCUACCCUUCCCCAACCGCGUGCUCCCCAGAUGUGCCAGGCUCCAGCUUCUGUAGUUCUCUGCAGAUUCAUAGGCCAACCCCUCCGGAGGCGAGGUGUAGGGGCAGGCGGUCUCCAGGUGGGGUGCUGCCCAUUUCCGAACAGUGAGAUGCAGAUUUGGGGGUGAGUUCGGAGCAAGGAUCUCCAUGAGCGCCUUUACACAGAAAGGGCGGGGUAAGAAACAGGGACGCCCUUGCCCAGGUGGCUCUCGCAAGCGGGCCAAGCUGCAGGCUCAUUGCCUCAUUAUGCCGGGGAUGGUGACUGCGCGUCCGUUUCCCAGCAAGAGCCACAGCGAGGGCAAUGCCAGCAUUUGAAAGUUUCCGCCAGGGGCCUCUUGGCCCCCCGGGCAUCUGCCGUCCUUUUGACAAGCACACGGUUGCCACGUAAAGGCCGCUGCUCCCAGCUUGGUGGGAGGCCCACAUGGAACGGGGCCCAGCGAGCUCGGAUUGUAUAUGAUUCCAUGAUGUGUAUAAAGACGUUGCCAGUGACGGAUUUGAUUUAUUUUUCUUUAGUAAGAGAGCAAAUAAAUCUGGGUGAACGCUAGCUAUGCGAUCCGCUGCAGAAGAAACGAGUUACUCCCAUCCAGAUUCUCUCUCACACACACUCGCCCUCGGCCUGUUUGAGAAGGCUGCAUCUUUGGCCCACGCAAAAGCCUACAGAAGUCCCCGUGUUUGUAGCCCACUUGAGGAGGUGGAAUAAAACCCAGAGACACACAGAGGCCGAUUAAAGGCAGGGCAUCAUCCAGCACAUGCCAGGUGAGUGGGAAUCCGUGGUCUUCCAGUGCUCUGAGCAUUUGAGCGGGAUCCAAGCCAAAAGGCAGCACAAAGGCCUGCCAGAAGUCCUAAAACCUUGCUUUGGGUGGAUCCCAGCUCCCAUCAGCCCUGGCCAUCAAGCCUCCUUAGGUUUCUGAUCCGAUUCUGGCUGCACGCAAUCCUUACAAUAGUCAGGGGGCCGCAGAUGUGAAAUCUUUAUGAAUAAUUCACUUGUUCCUGUUCCACCCGUAUUCUCAGUGCCACACCAAGGGUGCUCGAUAGUUAUGGGACGGCACAGCCAAAGCAGGCUCUCGCUUCGUGCCGAGAUGCAGCAUUGCCGUCAGAUCUGGGGGGAGUUCACAACUACUGUGGAGUGCCCAGACUUGCUGUCUGUCCCAGGGCCUGCCCUCCUGUUAGGCAAAGGUAGGAGACCGGCAGGGGGAAGCAGGAGCUGGCAGAGCCGUGAGCGCGUUGGCACUUCCUAAACAGGCUUAGGUGUGGUAAAGGGCAGUGUCCCAUUGCCAACAUUAAAAAAAAACCCACCAUCAUUCUAUAAAGGGUCUCGGAAUUGCUUGAUUCACCCAGUCUCUUAGAUACUUGCUCUCUUGAAGCAUCCAUUACUCUCUACCUGCACUGAAUACCUUGCACUGGCUCUGGUCAUUUCGUCACGGUCCUCAGUACGUCAUUUGUUUUGGCACCAGCGACUGUUGCGUUUGGAAGCCCACCAACCCGUUCAGGGCAAAUGAGAGCCGUCUGGCAGGAAAUCCCGUUGAAAGGAGUGGCACCCAGGCAGGGGCACGGAUGGACGAGGCCUGCGCCUUAGGAUGCCUUGGUUAGUUUGUGGCUUGGAGGCUGGAGGACAAAUGGCCACCGACCGGUUUGACGGAAUCAACAUGAGCAGCACGGUUGCCCCUGACUUUUCCCAGAAUGCCCCCUGGAGCCACUACAUUGGGGGCAUGCUGGGAAAAUGGGAGUGGUGGCCGCCAUGCUUAGUUUGCUGCUGUAGCCAGGAGGUCCCAUUGGUGGAGGGAAGCUGGCUCUGGAAGGGAGCCUUUCUUCCCUUUCGCCCCAGCAUUUAUCGUUCACACAGUUCCCCCAGAACGAAGUGCCGUACGACACGCCUGAAACAUGCCAGGAAGCAACAUCCUGGCUUGGGCGAGAAUUCCACUUGCUGUGGUGGGCGGGACACAGCUCAGGGGCCUUGGCUUCCCUUGUCACGCCAGAGGCCAUUCCUAGUGCCGGAAUUCUUGGAUUUUGCUGCUGCAAGAGGACUGCCCGUAACUAAGAAACUUUACUGGACUGAAGUGCUCAAGUCUCUCCACCCUGCUCCCCUCCCCAGUUGCAUAUGAUGGCCGGGCAAUACAUAAAUACUUCUGCCUUACCUUAAUAAGCCACAUACCCUCUCCUGGUUGUAGCCAUAUUUAUCUUUUGAUUAUAUUUAUACUGACAAGAGUCAGCUGAGUAGAUUUAUCAGCAGCGGUUCUUCUUUGCUGACAUCCGCCUGGUCUGCUGACCGGUUUGGGGGGGGGGGGUUGGUGCUUCGUUUUUCCCCUCCCCUUCCCGGGGGGACCCCCCCCCCCCCCGCAAUCUCAGCUAUGAUUGUUACAGACUUUUACAAGAGGAGAGCACUGCAGUUAAUGAUUGUUAACAGUAUUGUGUAUCACAUGGCCAUGAUCUUUUUUUUCCAAAACAUUUGCCCAAUUAAUAAAAGGGAGGGGGGAGCCCAUCUAUUUUAAAUGUAAAAACAAACCCCCCCCCCACACACACUCACACACUUCUUUCUUAAGUCAGUGUUUUUUGUAAGCUGAAAUCCCUUCUUGUCCGUUGUACACGUCACGUCGCUGGUAAUACAAUCGUGGUACUAAAUGUCAACUGCACCAAUAAAUUAUUAUUCUGUCAGCAAAAGAGAA
Molecule: messenger RNA, 6311 nt
Organism: Varanus komodoensis (Komodo dragon)
Lineage: Eukaryota; Metazoa; Chordata; Lepidosauria; Squamata; Varanidae
Gene: ADAP1
Product: ArfGAP with dual PH domains 1
Exons: 11
Coding region: 20-1153 (377 amino acids)
Biological process (GO): positive regulation of GTPase activity
Cellular component (GO): plasma membrane; intracellular membrane-bounded organelle
Molecular function (GO): GTPase activator activity; phosphatidylinositol bisphosphate binding
Source: RefSeq, a predicted model, not a curated record